Candidula unifasciata is the source of this 1161-nucleotide messenger RNA. The record is from the annotation of a GenBank genome assembly. NCBI's taxonomy places the organism in Eukaryota, Metazoa, Mollusca, Gastropoda, Stylommatophora, Geomitridae.
AUGGCAGUUCUGAAAACCUGUGAUAUGGGCUUGCUGAUGGGCUGCCCAGUGUUGAACAACAUUUUAGCCAGGAUGUCUGCAGAGUUUCAACAUGUGUUUAGACUUGGUGGACAAGGAACAAGCAACGGCAGGAAGCAGACUGAAGCUGCAGAACUUGACAUCAAGUGUAAGGAUGGAUACAGUCAUGAUCAUCUGGAUGAGGACAUACCCAGGAAGAAAACCAGACUGAGUGACAGCGUCUCUGGUUGUAGAGAUUUUACCCAGUGUUCAGGCCAUUGUGACCAGACACUGAUCAGCACAGGGCAGCUGUGUACAGAUGCUGAAGCAGUCACUGAACUGAAGGAUCAGGUUGUUGAAGAUGAAACUAGAAAUCCUUCAGGGAAUAGUCCACCAGAAACCACGCAGGAGGAACCUAUAGCUCCACCUCCUAGAAUACAUUCACAGGUGAUAGAAGACAUUGCCCAGUGUUCUUGUCCGUCAGUGGAGAUGUUUCAGUCAGUGUAUAUGGAACCAGGUCUCCCAGUUGUUAUUACAGAUGCCAUUAGCUAUUGGCCAGCGUUGACCACAAGGCGUUGGUCAGUUGACUACCUGCGGUUAGUGGCUGGAUUUCGGACAGUUCCUGUGGAACUGGGAACCCGAUACACGGAAGAUUCUUGGACACAGAAGCUGAUGACUGUCAAUGAGUUGAUUGACACUUAUAUAACAGCUCCUCACGCUAGUACCAAAGCUUACCUGGCACAGCACCAACUCUUUGACCAGGUUUGGGAACUCAGGGAUGACAUCAGUGUCCCCGUGUACUGCUGUCUGGGCCAGGAUCAAGAUGUGGACAUCAAUGCCUGGUUUGGGCCAGCAGGCACAGUCUCCCCACUGCAUCAGGAUCCCAAGCACAACUUCCUGUGUCAGGUUAUGGGCAGGAAGUACGUCAGACUCUACUCUCCUCACCACACAGAUUGCCUGCAUCCCUACCCAUCACGUCUGCUACACAACACCAGCCAGAUUGAUCUUGAUUGUCCUGACUUGAACCAGUUCCCUAAGUUUACCUCCGUUCCGGGUCUGGAGUAUGUCCUGACCCCUGGGGACAUGUUAUACAUCCCUCCAGGCUACUGGCAUUACCUCAAGUCUUUGUCGGUUAGCUUCUCUGUCAGCUUUUGGUGGCAGUGA